This is a messenger RNA of Bicyclus anynana (squinting bush brown), 3386 nucleotides long. Its product is annotated as CLIP domain-containing serine protease HP8. The record is from RefSeq and is a predicted model, not a curated record. NCBI's taxonomy places the organism in Eukaryota, Metazoa, Arthropoda, Insecta, Lepidoptera, Nymphalidae. Gene Ontology annotation, biological process: proteolysis. Bases 495 to 1808 code for a protein of 437 amino acids. The transcript is spliced from 8 exons. Gene Ontology annotation, molecular function: serine-type endopeptidase activity.
UUCCCUAUACAAAUAUCAACCAGGGAGGUUGGCCCAAAUGAAUAACUAUAGUCUGACUUAUUAGAAAUUGCCAAUAUUGUAAACAAAUUAUAAAAUCAAAGUUUUAGAGAUUAAAAAUAUUUUUGUGAAAUGUGAGAGUUUAUCAAAAUUGUAACCUAUGUGAGGUCACGCAAAAUAUUAUUUUAUGAGGUCUCAGUUAUGACCUCAUAUAUAAACACUUUGAAGACGAAGAAAUUGUUGAAGUGACAAGUGUACUAGUAAUUUUUAAUUUAACUUAAUAUUAUAAAUAUGUGAAGUUUGUAAGGUUGUAGGGGGUAAUCUUUUGAUCUAAUAAACUGAUUUUGAAAUGUCCUUUACCAGAAGAAAGCCACGUUGUUUUGGAUUCGAUAUUAGUGAUCCUGCCCUUCUCGUUGGCGGCUGACAUGUGAACUCGCACUCAUUUAUUAUCGACAUUUCGACGUAAUAGUGAAGUGACAUUCGAUAAAAAUAACAAAAUGUUUGCCAAGUGUGUUCUGUGUUUUGUUUUUGUAUUGCUGUGUGUUGAAUGUGUUCAGUACGUAGGUGAAUCUUGCACAAGUGAGAAUGGAGCGGGCACUUGCAAGCAAUUGUCCCAGUGCACUCCUCUUCUGAACGAGAUCCGACGUUCCGGUACUCCGAUGCCUUCACACAUGCGGGACAAGUUGCAGAGACUAGGGUGCGGCUUCGAAUUCGAUGAACCACUGGUAUGCUGCAGUUCCAGUAGUAACAGAAAUACACCAAAACCAUUCACUUCUAAACCGAGCACUAGCUCAUGGGGCUCAUUUACAACAGAAAAUCCUUACAACACUGAUGGAAACAAUAAGAAUAAUAACAACAGGGAUAGAGAAAACAACAAUAACAACAGGGACCAAGAUAACAACAAUAACAACUGGUUUAGUAACACAAAUAGUGUAUAUAAUUCAAUAGAUAGGACACCGGAUAUAAGAAAUCAUCGAAACUUUAAUCUUCUGCCCACGGAGUGCGGUGCUAUAGAGGGUGAAAGAAUAUUUGGUGGCAGUAGAACGAAGCUGUUCGAGAUGCCGUGGAUGGUCCUGCUGUCCUAUGAAUCAGGACGUGGCACAAGACUGAGCUGUGGUGGUACUUUGAUAACAGAGAGGUACGUGCUGACGGCAGCGCAUUGCAUCUCAUUCCUCAGAGGAAGUCUGAGGCUGACGUCCGUCGUACUGGGAGAGUAUGAUGUCAGGAGAGACCCUGAUUGCGAGAGGAUGGAGGGACAAUUGAUUUGUGCGCCGAAAAUUAGAAAUGUAUCAAUAGACUCAGUAAUCCCGCAUCCACAGUACUCCCCGCAGACUCUAGCAGAUGACAUCGGUCUCAUACGGCUAGCUGAACCAGCAGACUUUUCUCUUGACAGCAUGAAGCCGAUCUGCCUGCCAACCACUUCCUCACUGGUGUCAGAGAGUCUGGAGGGACUCAACGGUGUGGUAGCGGGCUGGGGCGCCACGGAGGAUGGUCUGCAGUCCCCCGUGCUGCUUAGUGUCGACCUGCCCGUCAUCUCCAACGCGGAGUGCCAGGGGAUCUACAGGGACGGAUCUGUCACUAUCCAAAAGUCGCAGCUAUGUGCGGGCGGGGUGCAAGACAAGGACUCGUGCGGAGGGGACUCCGGCGGACCCCUGAUGUACCCGGGCCGGACCGGCGCCGCAGGGGUCCGGUACGUGCAGCGAGGGGUCGUCUCCUACGGGUCCAAACGAUGCGGCGUCGCCGGCUUCCCUGGCAUCUAUACGAGGGUCGCCAACUACAUGGAUUGGAUAUUGGACAAUAUACGCGGAUGACAAUACAAUGUAGUCUACGUGGAAGUUCAUUAUAAAUAAUUAAAAUCGAUUUAUUUGCUACUAGCGGACGCCCGCGACUUCGUCCGCGUUAAAAUCGAUGUCAAUUGCGAUCGACGAUAUUUGCGAGUGUCAUAGACAAUUUUUUAACUCCGGGUUCUUUCGGGAACAGGAGCUAUGUGGAUGAAACCGCAGGGCGUCUUUUAGCGGCAUUUUUGCGUCUUUUAGAAAUUUUGUAUUAUAUCCGAAACUAUAUGACUAAUGUAACAGAAGGUGGGAGAAGUAAAAUAAUAGUUUCACUGUACACAAAUUUAUUCGAUAACAAUUUCAGCAUAGCUUCCGCUAUAAUGUUACCUAAUAUUACACGCUGAUGGUAGUAUAUCAAUGAAUCUGCUAAACAACCCUCUAUUUUAUAAUAUUUGCAAAGUUAGUGUCUACUGUUGGUAGCACGAAUAUGUUAACAAUACAAGUACGUUUUAAUAAUAGUUCCGGAGUAUUAUUAUGCAAACCAAACGUUAUAAUUCUAUCUAAAACACAUAAAUUAAUUAGAGGAUAUUUAUAACGAUCGUAAAAUAAUAUUAAAAUAUCGAAACACAAAGUUGAGAAAUACAAUAUAAAUCAUAACGUGACGUCACAAUUGUUAAGAAUAAAAUAACCAAUGAUGAAUUUGUAUCACGUAAAAUAAAUAAUUAUAUUUAUAUAAAUUAUAAUAACCUCUCCACUGUUCGGAUUGAUAAUCAUUGUUACUUAAUCAAAUUUAACUAUAGUAACCGGAAGUCAUAAAAGUAUGAAAUGAAAUGACGCUACUAUACGCUAGGCGGCGACACUUAUCUAUACGAAAUAGGCGGGAAGCAGGUACUACUUGUAACUCUAAUUAACAUCCUGUAAAAGGCAAAUCUUAUCUCUACAAUAUCCUCUUGAUUAUUAUGUAAUUCAUUUUGAUAAGGAUUUAAGUUUAGUUGUGUAAAUAAUGACGUAAACCUUAGUAUAAGAUUUAAAUAAUUUAUUAAAGUACUAAAGAUACUUUGUCUGCUAAAAUAUAGAAGAUAGAUAUAUGCUGUCGCGACGUGUUUUGUAGAAAAUGAUGUGUUCUGCAAAGUUAUAGUAUAUUAUUUUAUUCUAAUUUCUAACAUCAAUAGUUUUGGCAGCGCACUCCAUGUAAACAAAACUUUUGUACAUCAUGGAUUACAUUAUUGGAGUUUUAGGAAGGAUUCCUAAUUUUUUUGAAAAUAAAAUAUAGCCUUCCUCGAUAAAUGGACUAUCUAUCACUGAAAGUAUUUUUCAAAUCGGACCAGUAGUUCCUGAGAUUCAAUCAAACAAACAAACAAGAGUUUGUUUGUUUGAUUGAAUCUCCUUGGUUGAAGUUUGGUCUACCUUAUUGAGGUCAUUAAUGAAGUUAUCGACAACUACCUUUAUGGAUGGUGUACGUCCUCUGUAGUCAAUCUUUCUACCAAGGUUUAAGAUAUAAAAUUUUACGUAUUAAUUGUAUCAGUGUAAGUAAAUCAUUGUGCCUACUUCCUGAGUACAAAUGUGUGGAAUUGUAAGGCGUCAGGUUAAAAAAUAAAGAUAUACUUUCUUGAA